Messenger RNA from Myzus persicae (green peach aphid), 2042 nucleotides. Its product is annotated as glucose dehydrogenase [FAD, quinone]-like. Bases 133 to 1938 code for a protein of 601 amino acids. Gene Ontology annotation, molecular function: ecdysone oxidase activity; flavin adenine dinucleotide binding. The record is from RefSeq and is a predicted model, not a curated record. The transcript is spliced from 2 exons. Lineage: Eukaryota; Metazoa; Arthropoda; Insecta; Hemiptera; Aphididae.
GUUGGACUUGUAUAGAAAACUAUUUACCAGAUCACUACUUCUAUUUUGCAUAUCGAGUGCAUUUGUCUAUGUUAUUAUUUAGGAACGAUUUUACUUAACACAUUUUAAAUCCUGCAGCUUGUGUUGAACAAAAUGACAAUAAUUUUCAAAAUAGUAUUUAUCUUAUUCAUUAUAAUAUUUCUAAAAACAGACGCGAUCAAAUAUCCGAACGAUUUCACUCCCACUCUGUUGUCAGGAGAGUGCAAAACAAAAUUCGAUUUUAUUGUUAUUGGCGCUGGUAGUGCCGGUGCAAUAAUUGCUGCUCGUUUGAGUGAAGUCGCUGAUUGGAAUAUUUUACUAUUGGAAGCAGGCGGUGAUCCUCCAGAUUCAUCGGAAAUUCCACUCAAAUGGAGUUUGGCAUUAAAUACAGAGUACGAUUGGAAAUUUUUAAGUGAACAGGAAGAUAAUUUAUUCAAAGGUUUAGACGGGGAAAGAUGUCACGUGCCCAGGGGAUGUAUGUUAGGUGGCAGUUCGUCUAUGAACGUAAUGUUGCAAAUUCGUGGAACAAAGUUUGAUUUUGACGAAUGGGAAAAAGCAGGGUGCACUGGUUGGGGUUUCGAUUCCGUUUUGCCUUAUUUCAUAAAAUCUGAAAAUUUUACCGACUCGACUAGGUUCGACUCAAAGAUUCAUGGGAACAGUGGGCCUCUCACAGUGAGUCCCUUUGAAUCUCCAGAUCCUGCCAUAAAAACGAUAUCACAAGCGGCAGAUUUGAUGGGCUUGACCAACGUGAAAGAUUUGAACAAAAAAGAACGUACGGUUGGAUACGCGAUGUCAGACAGCACGACUAGGAAUGGACUGCGGUGCUGUACGUUGAAAGCCUUUUUAAUGCCCAAUAGUGGACGGCCAAAUUUGUUCGUUGCCAAAUAUAUUCGAGUCACCAGAAUUCUGAUCGAGGACAAAAGUGCGGUUGGCGUAGAGUUUGUAACAAAAACAGGAGAGUUCAAGACCGUCAACUGUACGCUUGAAGUUAUACUAUCCGCUGGCGUGGUGAUGAGUCCUCAAUUACUUAUGAUAUCCGGAAUAGGGCCAGCAGCUCACUUGAAGGAGAUGGGUGUUAACUUGGUGGCUGAUCUUCCCGUCGGCAAAAACUAUCAGGACCACGUUGCCUAUUUCGGGUUAGUUCUUAGUGACCGUAAGGAUAGACCAAUCGAAGAUAUUGCGGCGGAAAGUCAAAAGCUUAGAAAGGAAACAUUUGAUUUAAUCACCAAAGGUGUUAGCACUAUGGGACUGACAGGACUUCUUAGUUUUGUCGAUACCAAACGCGCGUCCGGAAACCCCGAUAUCGAAAUUAUGAAAAUCAGAUACUCGUGCAACACAACCCAACAAAUGAACACGUUCAAGAACAUGUUUGGAUUUUCUGACGAGAUGGCAAAAGUGUACAACGAGUUGAACACGCACAGUGAUAUAAUACUGAUGAUACCGAUUAGUAACAUCAUAACCAAAACCGGGCAAGUUUUACUGAGAUCGAAGGAUCCUCUAGCGAGCCCGAAAAUAAUCUCAAACUAUUUGUCGGACCAGCAAGAAAUCGAUACGAUGAUCAAGGGUAUUGAAUUCGUGGUUGAAAUGUGCAAGAAGAAACCAAUGACUGACGCAGGAUACGCUUUUGAAGAGAUUGUUUUCCCGAAUUGCGAGGCUAAGUGGGGCACUGAAGACUACUGGAAGUGUGGUAUUAAAAAUCUGGCCACCUCAAUUUUCCAUUCGGUUGGUACCAACAAGAUGGGUGCGAUCGGUGACAAGACUUCAGUGGUCGACCCUAGCUUAAAAGUGAUUGGUGUUGACAGAAUUAGAGUGAUUGACUGUUCUGCGAUGCCAUUAUUAGUGACUUGCAACACUAAUGCCGCCACAAUGAUGAUUGGUGAAAAAGGAGCGGAUAUAAUCAAAACCCAUUAUGGAAAAUGAGGUUAUAACUUUAUAUUUUUGUCACCUUUUAUUAUGAGUGUUUCGGGUAUAUUAAUUUAUCUUAAUCAUUUUAAAAAUGAAUAUAAAAUAUUCUUUUUAUCCUA